AUGUCAUCCAAGUCCCAUGCAAAAUCCUUCCCACGCCCAGCAGCGGGGUAUACCCAGUCGUUUUGGCGCACAAAACCAGACCCCCUCGACAACCAUCAAACUACACCAGAACUACCAAAAGAAACCGAUAUCUUAAUUAUUGGUGGCGGGUAUGUCGGAGCCUCGGCCGCUUAUCGCCUGCUUGCAGAGAACCCGCAAAAUCCAGCCCCGCGGGUGGUGUUAAUUGAGGCCCGGGAGCUGUGCUCUGGUGCCACCGGGCGCAAUGGUGGUCAUUUGAGACCAGAUAUCUAUUCAGCAACAGCUUUGUUCACCGAGCGCUAUGGGAUUGAAGCCGCGACAGAGAUCGUGCGGUUCGAAAUCUCCCACUUGAAGAUCAUGGAGGAGCUGGUCCGUAAAGAGAACAUUGAUUGUGAUCUCACUUUCACCCGCUCUUAUGAUAUGUAUCUCGAUGAGGAUCAGCUCAAGAAGGCCAAAGCCUUCUAUGACUUUUUGGUUGACCAGGGAUUGGACUUUAUGGAUGAUGUUGAAUACAUGUCUCAAGCUGAGACCCAAGAUACGGCACAUGUUCGAGACGCCAAGGGAGGCUUCAGUUUUCCAACAGGCCAUCUCUGGCCCUACAAACUCGUUGCCCAUCUCAUUAAGGUCGCCGUUUCCCACGGGCUAAACCUGCAGACGAAUACACCGGUAUCUGAAAUCGGGGAAACGCCAAACGCGGAUGGAUUCUGGCCGGUAACCACCAGUCGUGGGAUCAUCAACGCGCGCAAGAUCAUUCUCGCGACCAACGCAUUCACCAGCGCCUUGGCCCCGGAAUAUUCCAAAGCUAUCAUUCCCUGCAAGGGAAUCUGUAGCCAGAUCGUUGCGGCACCCGAUGCACCCCGCCAGGAGCUGCCUGGUACUUAUUGCAUCCGAUUCAGUCCAGGAGGGUAUAUUUAUCAAAUUCCCCGGAAUGACGGCUCACUCAUUGUCGGCGGAGCGUCACAUCUUUUCAAAGAUGAUCGGGAGGAAUGGUAUAAUAACCCCGAUGACGGGAAGUUGAUUAAGGUUGCUGCGGAUUAUCUUGAUGGCUAUAUGCAACGUACGUUCCUUGGGUGGGAGGAUAGUGAGGCGGAGAUCAAACAUGUCUGGGCUGGUGUCAUGGGAUACAGUGCAGACUCGUUGCCUCAUGUUGGUAGUAUUCCGGAUAAACCGGGUCAGUUUAUCGCGGCUGGAUUCAAUGGCCAUGGUAUGCCGGUGGCAUUCCUUUGUGGUAAGGCUGUUGCGGAUAUGGCACAGAGCUCAGUUGCAUUUGAGGAUACUGGUUUACCCAGAUUGUACGAGACCUCACUUGCUAGGCUGGAGCCAGUUUAUGAUGAUAUUUUAGGCUAG
Molecule: messenger RNA, 1365 nt
Organism: Penicillium samsonianum
Lineage: Eukaryota; Fungi; Ascomycota; Eurotiomycetes; Eurotiales; Aspergillaceae
Product: NAD(P)/FAD-dependent oxidoreductase
Exons: 4
Coding region: 1-1365 (454 amino acids)
Cellular component (GO): cytoplasm
Molecular function (GO): oxidoreductase activity
Source: RefSeq, a predicted model, not a curated record